Colletotrichum chrysophilum is the source of this 1155-nucleotide messenger RNA. RefSeq lists its product as uncharacterized. NCBI's taxonomy places the organism in Eukaryota, Fungi, Ascomycota, Sordariomycetes, Glomerellales, Glomerellaceae. The transcript is spliced from 3 exons. The record is from RefSeq and is a predicted model, not a curated record. Bases 1 to 1155 code for a protein of 384 amino acids.
AUGCCAGAACUUCCCAGACUAUGCAUGUGGUGGUACAGAUGGAACAAGGAAAAUCUACAACAUCUUCGUCCCUCCGGCACCGACGACGACAUCAACAACAACUUCGAGCACCCAGACCUCCAGCAGCACGGCUACGUCCAGUUCCGCUACGACCGAUACAGCAUCCAAUUCGUCUUCCACUGGUCCAUCCAGUUCCGAAACAACUACCGUGGUUGCCUCCACAACAUCAUCUACAACUUCAUCUACACCACCGUUUACGACAUCAUCUACAACUUCUUCAACAAUACCGUCUUCAGCUUCAUCAACAACAUCAUCUGUACCAUCAUCUUCGUCAUCUUCUACAACAUCAUCCACCGCAUCAACCGCAGCAUCAUCCACUGUUUCGUUGAGUGGAACCUCCACGGUGACAGACAGCGGCUCGACAACAACUCCUUCUGCGUCAGAGACCCCAGGCACUUCCAGCUCUUCAAGUGUUUCGGUUUCUGCAGUCACCACUACCAAUACACUUUCUUCCAGUUCCCAGAGUGCUGCGAUCACGACGACUUCACAGUCGACAUCAAUCUCUACUGUUUCGUCGUCCGCCAGCAUCUCAGCUUCAAUUUCGCCAUCUUCAAGCCCUAUCAUUCCGUCUGGGAGUCAGUCAAUCGUUUCCAGCUCUUCAUUGAGCCAAACCAGAAGCACAAGUACAACUACGGGGUUCCCUACCAUAUCUCCGCCAUUUUUAAUGACGAAUUUUUCAUCCACUAUAUCUCCCACCAGCCUGAUUCCACCACCUUCGAGUUCUUCCGUCAGCUCAAGCGGCACCUCCAACCCGUCUUCACCAGUCGGACCUUCAUCGGGAACAGGGAGUUCAAUUGCAAGCUCGGUUCUUGGCACCACUUCAAUACCCCAAUUAGGCCCCUCCAGCUCAUUUUCUGGCACUUCACAAACUCCAAUGUCACCUUCAGGGUCUCAGCAGAUAUCCUCACCAGGAUUACCAGGAUCGCCGUCUUCUGCCUUAGGUUCAAUCGCAACAUCUGGCCUGUUCUCGACAGCAUCUGGAAGCCCAUCGUCCAACGUUCUGGUAGCAUCGUCUGGGUCGAGUCAGGGUACACCGACUGCUACACCAGCUUCUACUGCGACGUUUACCACCAGCUCACCUCUUGCAUCCACUAG